AUGUUAACUAUUUUUGAAGAAAAGGAAGAAGAGGAUAUAGUCAAUAAAGAUAUUCAAGAAAAAUUUCUAGUUCUUGCCAAUUUGAUAUGCAAAUAUUUGGCUAUACCUUUACAUCAAUAUCUAGUGAAUGCUUAUUCUCAAGCACAG
This is a messenger RNA of Racocetra persica, 147 nucleotides long. The record is from the annotation of a GenBank genome assembly. NCBI's taxonomy places the organism in Eukaryota, Fungi, Glomeromycota, Glomeromycetes, Diversisporales, Gigasporaceae.